UGUUUUAAACACCAAUUUACAAGUCAAUUAGAUUAGGAGGGGCAGAACUGCAUUCUCAAGCAAGCGUUUAAAAACCGUGACUAGCAAUCAUCAUGGUGAAGAAAAUUGUGAUAUUCGGCUCCACGGGAAUGACAGGACUCUGUGCGGUGGAAGCUGCUGUAAAAAAGGGAUUAGAAGUACGAGCAUUCGUCCGCACGCCUUCCAAACUCCCAGAAAAUCUGAAGGGCAAAGUUGAAAUCUUCCAAGGCAAUGUUCUUGAGCCGGACUCGGUCAAUGACGCCGUUGAAGACAUGGACGCAGUAGUCAUAGCCCUGGGGACUAACAACCAACUAGAACCUACCUCGGACCUGUCUGAAGGCACUAAGAACAUUAUUGAAGCUAUGCGGGCAAAGGGUGUGAAGAUCUUGUCAGUCUGUCUGUCAGCGUUCUUGUUCUAUGAGCCUGACAAGGUGCCCCCGAGGUUUGUGGAUCUGAAUGAGGACCACAAGAGGAUGUACCAGGCGGUUAAAGACAGUGGUUUGAACUAUGUUGCUGUGUUCCCUCCACAUAUUGCUGAUGAGCCAAGCAGGGAAGUCAUUGUUGAAGUGAACCCGGAGAAGUCUCCGGGUAGAGCCAUCUCCAAGUACGACCUGGGGGCAUUCCUGGUAAACUCCCUGAGUGAACCUAAGUACUACAAGUCUGUUAUUGGCAUCACCAAUGCGCCCAAAGCUUAGGAUGUAAUUUUUAUGUGGCAGGCAUGCUGUUUGUCUGGUUAGAUUAUUACCCAGUCAUCAUGGGCGUAGGUAGGUACAGGCAGGGGGGGGGGGCAACCGCCCACCCCUGGAGCUCAUAUCUUACAUAUAAUGUAUGCCCCUCUGCGGCCUCUGCCCCCCCCCCCCCGGCCCCCUAUGCCUCGGCGAUAUCAUCUUACCUCCCCCCUAGUUCAUUGGCUGGCUACGCCCUUGCCAGUCUUUCAAUAUUAUUUUUACCUUUUAGAUAUCUUUUAGGUUUACGAACCCUUUGACCGCCACAGACGGCUGUGGACGUCAUCGGAAAGUCUUGCCAAGGACUAAUGCAAAGUUAUGUAAAAAUAAGAUUUAAAUUUGUAUACAGUUUAGUUUUAGAUGUAUAUAAUGCUUUUAAUGUUUCAAAUAAAUAUUAUUUCUGUUUA
This is a messenger RNA of Cydia strobilella, 1150 nucleotides long. Its product is annotated as flavin reductase (NADPH). The coding region runs from base 93 to 713 and encodes 206 amino acids. Gene Ontology annotation, molecular function: riboflavin reductase (NADPH) activity; biliverdin reductase [NAD(P)H] activity. NCBI's taxonomy places the organism in Eukaryota, Metazoa, Arthropoda, Insecta, Lepidoptera, Tortricidae. The record is from RefSeq and is a predicted model, not a curated record. The transcript is spliced from 4 exons.